Messenger RNA from Pelobates fuscus (common spadefoot toad), 2649 nucleotides. RefSeq names its product transcription factor 7 like 2 (gene TCF7L2). The coding region runs from base 477 to 2360 and encodes 627 amino acids. Gene Ontology annotation, cellular component: catenin-TCF7L2 complex; chromatin; beta-catenin-TCF complex. The transcript has 15 exons. The record is from RefSeq and is a predicted model, not a curated record. Gene Ontology annotation, molecular function: DNA-binding transcription factor activity, RNA polymerase II-specific; RNA polymerase II cis-regulatory region sequence-specific DNA binding. Gene Ontology annotation, biological process: canonical Wnt signaling pathway; regulation of transcription by RNA polymerase II. NCBI's taxonomy places the organism in Eukaryota, Metazoa, Chordata, Amphibia, Anura, Pelobatidae.
CUCUCUGCCUGCCCCUCAUCCCUCCUCCCCCCUCUUUCCAGCUGUCAAUCACAGCCGCCUUUGAACUGGAAACCUUCCAGUCUAACUUCAACUGACUCAACUGGGGCGAGCGGAGCUGUAUAGAGGGUCUGUCUUCAUCUGACUGCUGGCUUGGGGGGCUGCCUUUUUGGGGGUUACUCCUGGACUUUGGUUUGUUUUAUGACUGGGGGAGAAGAGGAGACUUCAGGGGGGAGGGGGGCAUCGCAGACUGGACUCUAGGAGGAACACUCCACCCCCCUUCACCCACCACAAAGGGGACCCCACUGACCCCCUCCAGCCCCCCCCCCCCCCCCAGAUUUGGGCUCCCCCCGGCCAGGUGUUGGGGUGCAGCUGCCGGGAGCUCUCAGAGAAGGAAGGAAUAAAAGUUUUUUGGGGGGAUUUGCUGCAGUUUUGUGGGUUUUUCUGGAUUCUGCAAACUGUUGCUUGGUGGGGGGACCAUGCCGCAGCUGAAUGGCGGUGGGGGGGACGAUCUGGGGGCCAAUGAUGAGAUGAUCUCCUUCAAGGAUGAGGGGGAGCAGGAGGAGAAAAUCUCAGAGAACUCGGCAGCCGAAAGGGACCUGGCAGAGGUCAAAUCCUCCCUGGUCAACGAGUCAGAGACCCAGCAGAACAGCUCGUCAGACUCUGAGGCGGAGCGACGGCCUCCACCACGACCAGACACCUUUCGUGACAAGAGCCGAGACAGCUUGGAAGAAGCUGCGAAGAGGCAAGAAGGAGGCCUAUUUAAGAACCCAGCUUAUCCUGGAUACCCCUUCAUCAUGAUCCCUGACCUCACCAGCCCAUACCUACCAAACGGAUCCCUUUCACCAACCGCACGGACAUGCGUGAAUGUUCCGCUAGAUCUUCAUUUAGCUUCAUGUUGCAGCCCUUUGAUGCAGUACCUGCAGAUGAAAUGGCCGCUGUUAGACGUUCAGGCAGGAAGUUUGCAAAGCAGACAAGCCAUGAAGGAUGCUCGGUCUCCAUCGCCCGGACACAUUGUAUCUAACAAGGUUCCGGUUGUUCAGCACCCACACCAUGUCCACCCACUCACGCCUCUCAUCACCUAUAGCAACGAGCACUUUACACCCGGAAACCCUCCACCACACUUACAGGCAGACGUGGACCCCAAAACAGGAAUUCCACGGCCCCCGCACCCUCCAGACAUUUCACCCUAUUAUCCGCUGUCACCGGGCACCGUAGGACAGAUCCCCCAUCCGCUAGGAUGGUUAGUACCACAGCAGGGUCAGCCGGUUUAUCCAAUCACAACAGGCGGAUUCAGACACCCCUAUCCUACAGCCCUCACUGUCAAUGCUUCCAUGUCAAGCUUUCUCUCCUCCAGAUUCCCUCCUCACAUGGUGCCGCCUCAUCAUAGUUUACACACAACUGGAAUCCCCCACCCAGCCAUAGUGACGCCACAAGUCAAACAGGAAUCUUCCCAGAGUGACGUGGGAUCUCUGCACAGCUCAAAACAUCAGGAUUCUAAAAAAGAAGAAGAAAAGAAAAAACCCCACAUAAAAAAACCUCUAAACGCGUUUAUGUUGUAUAUGAAGGAAAUGAGGGCCAAGGUGGUAGCGGAGUGUACGUUAAAAGAAAGCGCAGCCAUCAAUCAAAUCCUCGGCCGAAGGUGGCAUGCAUUGUCCAGAGAAGAACAAGCAAAAUACUACGAGCUUGCACGGAAGGAGCGACAGCUACACAUGCAACUAUACCCAGGCUGGUCCGCACGGGAUAACUAUGUAGGUGGCUAUGGUAAAAAGAAGAAGAGGAAAAGAGAUAAGCAGCCAGGCGAGAGCAAUGAACACAACGAAUGUUACCUAAAUCCUUGCCUUUCACUUCCUCCGAUUACAGAUGCAAAUGCUCCCAAGAAGUGUCGGGCAUUGUUCGGACUUGACCAACAGAAUUUAUGGUGCAAACCAUGCAGGAGAAAAAAAAAGUGCAUUCGCUACAUACAAGGUGAAGGCAGCUGUGUCAGUCCGCCCUCUACAGACGGAAGCCUAUUAGACUCCUCCCCCUCGUCUCCCACCAUGCUAGACUCCCCACCAAGAGACUCCAAACCACAAACUGAACAAACACAACCUCUCUCUCUAACUUUGAAACCCGACCCUCUGGCACGGCUAUGUAUGCCGCAGUCACCUCUGACGGAGAGUCCAUCCCGCAAGUCAAGCAACCUGCCAGCUACCAUUUGCCAGAAUGGGGUAGAUCACAAUCACCAGUCAAACCCAUUACAGUCUGUCCCCUACUCCCUUUCACUAGCACAACCUUCAACGUCCUUCCUUUCUUCUCCGCGGCCCUUGUCCGGGCCCCAACAGCUCCAGCCACUUUCACUUGUAACCAAGUCUUUAGAAUAAUAUGAGCCAAACACAGGCUUCUCAUCAUGUUUAAUUAUUGUUGAUUUUUUUUUAAUUUUUUUUUUUAAUUUCCCAUGAAGUUUGUGUUUUUUUGAUUUGUGCCAAGUGGCUACGUUAGUAGAUGUUUUAUGAAGUUCAUUGGUCAAUAUUUGACCCGUCUUUGAUCUCCACGUUUACCGAUUUGAGUGCGCAGACCUCAACGAGCCUCGCGGUUCUGCCAAAUUUUUUAUCAUCGGCUGUAAUAUCUUUUUAGCAUCGGGAGAUGUGGGAAAAUUAUAUAUAUAUAUAU